AUGGUUACACUAAUAGAUAUUUCCAAGAAAUGUAACAAAACAUGCAAAUGCUAUGUAAACCAGGAUUCAGGUGUAACAGCCACAAGAGAGGAGAAUAUUACUCAUUUGGAUAAGUAUGGAUGUUGUGCCCAUAAUUCUAGUAGUAAGAAGCUUGUGCUAUACUGGAACAAUAUCAAACUUGAGACCACGAGUGGAAUCCCAUUCGCCCAGCUAGAUUCUGUAACAACAUAUUAUCACAACCAAUAUGAACCAGGAAGUACCAUUAGCAGGCCCCUUAUCAUAAGAGUUAAAGAAGGCAAUGACCAGCAUUGGUAUGAGAAUGCCGGACAUCAUGUUAAUAAGAAAUGGAGGGAAAUUGCUAACAUCGAUGAUUAUCCUAAGGACAAUAACUAUGAUUCAAGUUCUGAACUAAAAAAGAAACUGACUGAAGUUGGAUGUAGGUUAUAUGGAUAUCACCAGAUAGAUAUACAGUAUACUGGAACUUAUGACUAUCAGUGCCCUAUUUGUCAGGAACGGGUGAGUGGAAGCGUGGUGCAAGAAAACCAUAUACCAGGUGUAUCCGAAUAUACUAGAUAUAGGCAUAGCCAAAUAACAGAAAAGUCUAUUCUUACCCACAAUGGCAAGAAAAUAACGUAUAAACGGAAAGACAAUGGAAAAACAUACUUUCUUCCCAUUCCAAUUAAUGAUGUAAACAUUAAGAACAUAUCAGCCUAUUACUGGGAUGGUGACAAUGAUCGCGAUAACCCUCUGUUAAUAGAAAUAGGAUCAAAUAAUGGUGACAUUCCAUUCUGGUUUGAGAAUAUUAGAGAAAUAGGUGAAAAAAACGAGAAGUGGAGACAAUUGGGUCGACAAGAAUCUACCUCACUCUCUAGGUAUGGUGAUAAGCUUCAGGAAAAACUUAAUUUCCUGAAUUGUUAUAUUAAUAAAGUGGUUGAGAUAAAGUUUGGAGUUACUAAAUGCCAUGGUUCUAACACUACUCAACAUAAAAAUAGAAUUGAUAGUGUGUUUACCAGGAUCUUGGGAACAUCUCUUAUUUCUUCUUACGAAUACACUCCAAGUGGUGACUCCAGAAAAGAGCCGUUCAUAAUAUCUAAGUUUAUUCGUAAUUAUAAGGAUCAGGAAUUCCCACUGGAUGUCCUUCCUCUAAGAGAAGUUGAGAAACUUAUCUACUAUAUCUCUCCUUGUGACAUCUCUAAUCCCUUUCUAGUGUACGUAAAAGCGGGAGGUAGUAAUAAUUGGUAUAAAAGAACUGAUGGAGACACAUGGGAGGAGGAUACAAACUUGAAAAAUAAACCUCUCGAUCAAGCUACAAACGAUAUUAUCCAGAUUUUUGAAAGAACUAAAGGUCCCUUGAACAUAAAUGGAUGUCCUCAGUUUGUGCAAGGUCAUGGGUCUGGUAUUCAACUAGACAUCGCAGAAACACCAUAUGAAGGACAUAGUAAAGAAUACAAAGAUGGGAAUAUAUCUAUUAUUGUUACAAAGACGGGGAGAGAUCCAAGAUAUAGAUUUUUUAAGAAUACUCACACUGCCACUAAAAUUCCCUUUGAUAUAAAGAGAGAAUUGAAAGACAACUCAUGGCUAGGAUCUAUGCCAAAGAUGUAUGAUGUGCAAAACAUUUUUGUUUACUUUUGGGAGGGGAAUCCUACUAACCCUAUACUAGUCGGUGUUACAAAGAAAGGUGAACUACAACCUAAAUACUACGGAAAAGGUGGUAAUAAGUGGCUGUACAGCUAUAUAACUACAAAGUCAGAAAUAGACGCACUUGAUGAUCAAAACUGUAAGUAUAAUGAGGCUAUACCCUUUGACAUUAAAGAUCCAUUAUCUAUUACGACAGGGAAUUCCAAUUGUUUAAAUAAUACUAGUAGACAAAUAAUAUCUAAUUCUACUUUUAAAUAUAUCAACGAAAAUGCAGAUUAUUUUCUAGAGUCAUUUCUUAUUCGUAAAAAGAAUGCAAGAAUUUCCAGGGUAAUCUUUCACAAGGAUGAUACUAACAUUGAGCCUCCAGCAAAUACUAUUUCUCAAGUCAAAAUGUAUUAUUGGAGUAGAAAGCCAUCUGAACCUCUUAUGGUUGAAUUUAAACCUAGUGGUGGAGAUAAAUCAGUUUGGUUUGAGAGAGUAUCUAUUUCAGGUACCGUCUGGAAACCUAUAAAUGAAAGAGAGUCAGAAGCUUUCUAUUCAGGAACAAAAAAAUCAGAUCCAACUCAACAAUUUAUUAACAAGUUAGAUACAGUAAGUUGCAGGAUUAGUCACGCUGUUAAAAUUGAUAUUUCAAAGAAGGACAUAUAUUAUUGUCAUGAUAAAUGUACUAGUAAAAGAAUAAUUGCUAAAAAAGCAAACUACAUUAUUCCCAACUACAUCGUGUACGAACACACUUCUGCAAUUAAUGGCCAUGAUACUUUCAUACUAUCUUCGAUAUAUAACGGUGGUGAUAAACAAGACACAGGUAAUAUCGAGCUGAAUAUGAAUGGUGUAACUAAGGUAACUGUCUACUUUCCAGAAUGCAAUCCACAUUUACCCUUUAUUAUCCGCAUGGAACAGAGUGCAGAAGUCAACUGGCUUAAGAGAAAAGAUGAAAAUAAAUGGGAAAAUGUUACUGGAAGUGUUAAAUCAAGUGAUAUCCUGGAUGCUAUUAAGAUUAUAGAAGGGUUAGUCCCUAUCACAGAUAUGUGUAAAUCACCCGUACUUCCACUUUUUAUCGACCAAAAAAAUGAUGCUACAGUGGGAAUUAUAGAAAAAACAUUCACUUUAGGUCAUUAUGUGGAUAAAGAUUUUGGUAAUGUUGUGGCAAAUGUAGAGGAAGAAGAGUUUGAAGGUGAAGUUUACAAGAUAGAAGAUGAACAUACGUCUAAUAUUCCUAUAUUUGCAGCCCUAAAAGAUCCUAGAUCUGGAAUCAUUAUUGAUAUAAGAAAAAGACCUACUAACGGUGAUAGUGAAGUAUAUAUUCUUGAUGAUGGACAAGUGGUUAAGAUAGAAAUGUCUGAUGACCCUCCUAGCUCUGGUUUCUGGAAGUUCAAACAUACCAAGAAUGGUGAAAAAUCGUUUAAAGUUAAUAAAGUGGAGUAUGAUAACAAAACCAUAGAUACUUCUCAAUUACAGAUUUCGGACAAUAAGAUUGAGUAUCUAUCAGUAUGGUACUGGAAACACAGUGGAAUGUUGAAUCCCCUUUUUAUAGAAGUUAAAAUAGAAAAUGGAGAAUACAGACAUAUUAAAAACUUUGGAGAUAACAAUUGGGUCGAACAUACCAGAAACUCUUCCGAAGAAAAGAAUCCAUUCCAAGGUGAGUCCCUUGAGCAGCUACUGGAUGACCUCAAUUGUAAACAUAAUAAUGCUGUAACCAUGAAUCUUAGCUGGACUAUAUCCAUGGGUAGGCAGGAUCCAUAUUGUUGCCGUUGCGAUUACCAUGGUAAUAACGAAACCGAAAGGAGGAUUACCGUUAGAGAGGAGAAAGUUCCAGCAGGUUCCAUUCCUUACUACAAGCACUCUAUUUCUGGUGAUAGUUUGAAGCUUGCAGGCAUUAAGUACUACGAAAAUGGUUAUCAUGCUCCCAAGAAUAGAAGACGUAUAAAACUAAGUGGACAAGGAUUUCCUCUUCCCAACGUAACAGCGGUAUGCACUUUUUAUUGUAAAGACAAACCUGUUAUCAUAUACGUAGAUUCUGAUAAACAACAUACGGCUAAAGGCUGGUACAAGAAAGGAAGCGAUGGUAACAACGGAGAUGAAAACUGGGUAAAAGUCUCGGGUAUAUCCAAGGAUCCAGAGAAUAUCAGAAAUUGUACUGACAAGGACUUUAAACAGUUUGUGAAGGAACUAGACUGUUCAAUAUAUAAAGAAUGUAAUGAGAAUCCUCAACCUUCACCUCAGGGAUCACCUGGCUUAUCUAUUCCUGACGGUUUUGGUAAAGGUAGAACUGGGGAGGGCCUUGGUGGAGAAAAUGAUCAGAACUGUUAUAAUAAUACUGUUGUCUUCAACGUAACUAGUUCUCUGUCAGGUUAUAUUGCCAAAAAUUCUAACUACCUAAAGGAAUAUAGGAGGAUAGAACCUACAAGAUCACCUGAUCCUCCUCCAGGUAGUAACUAUGAAGUAUACCAAUAUUCAAUAACUGGUCCUAGUGAGGAAACAAAGAUUUCCAAGGUUACAUAUAAGAACCAUUUUACUAAUAUUAAUCUCACCAAACAUGGCCCAACUUCUCAAAUAAGAUUUUAUUCAUACCCAGGUGUUAGAGAUAUACCUUUAAUGCUUGAGUUUCUAAAACCAGGUGGAGAAACAUCUACCUUUUAUGAGAACACAAAUAGAGAUGGAACUGGAUGGAUAGAGGUUGGAGAUGAUAAGUCAAAGAACUUUUAUUCUGGAGAUAAAGGCAAUACUAAACCUACUGUACAACUCUCAGAGAAACUUGAUGAAGUAUUGUGCAAACAACACGGAAACGUUACCAUAAAUUUAACUCGUGAUAAAUAUAAUGAUGGAGACUCAUACUGUUGCAGUACUGGGCAUAGUAGAGUAUCCGUUACUGAGAAUGAGGUUUCUUGUAAGGUGUCGGAUCAUAAGAGCACAAGUUCCAUUACGGCCUACAAGCAUUCCAUUACUGGUAGUGAUUAUAAACUUGCUGGUAUAUACUAUACUGUUGGUCUUAAUAGAAGGAAAAUAAGUAUUACCGGGCUAGACUUACCUACCAACAAUUCAGUAAAGAUAUAUGCAUUCUACUGUCAAGGCAAGGAUACCCCAGUGCUUAUUUACGUCAAAGAUGGAAAUGACUCUUCAAAACCUGGAGCUACAGGCUGGUACAGAAGACAAGGUUAUAAUAGUGAUGUUUGGAUAGUGGUAUAUAAUGGGCUCUCUAACAAAACACCGGAUACUAACCUCAACUGCAAACAGUGGAAUUAUCUUGUGGGCGCACUAAAGAUUGUUGGAUGUGAAAACUUGGGAAUAUGUAAUUCUGCUUCUAAAUCUUUACUUGGACUAAGUGGUGCUAGUCCAUCUAAUCCACCUGAUAAAGCUCAAACAACAAGUUCUGCGGAUAAUAUACCUCCUGGAUCUCAAGAGUCUGCCGGUAAAAAGGAUUAUGGAGAUUCUCCUGAAUCUGAUAACACAUCUGAAAGUACUCCUGAUGGAACUACUGAACCUACUUCUGAAGCUAAAGCUAUUGUUGCUGAAGCAGGUGCCGUUGCUACUGGUAUGACUUUAGGAUCAAUCUUGGGAACGUCCUCUGGUACUCUCGCCGGAGCCGGUGGUCUUACUGGACUUGGUUGGUGGAUGUUUAAACGUUCUAAAGGAGAUCCUUGGGUUAGACAGAUUUAA
This is a messenger RNA of Theileria equi strain WA, 5295 nucleotides long. RefSeq lists its product as hypothetical. The record is from RefSeq and is a predicted model, not a curated record. Bases 1 to 5295 code for a protein of 1764 amino acids. Lineage: Eukaryota; Apicomplexa; Aconoidasida; Piroplasmida; Theileriidae. The transcript has a single exon.